Molecule: messenger RNA, 2991 nt
Organism: Tigriopus californicus
Lineage: Eukaryota; Metazoa; Arthropoda; Copepoda; Harpacticoida; Harpacticidae
Exons: 10
Coding region: 1051-1875 (274 amino acids)
Source: RefSeq, a predicted model, not a curated record
AACACUAAGAGAAUGUUAUAACGACUUUGCUGGUAUCGAUUUCCGCUGAAAGCUAAAACGGAUAGCUACUAAGAAAGGGCCAUGUCAUCCCGAAGAAACUUACGACGAGCGCCGGGUUAUCCCCGAAGGAAUCCCAGGAAAUCCAGUGUGGUGGACGGUGUUGCGAAUGCAACUAUUCCCGCGAAAAAAGUUGGCCAAUGGGGGUGCCUUGAUUGCUCUCACCGGUCUAACAGAGCGGACCAUCUGAUAGAGCACAUGAUAUUCCAACACCAUCGGGAAAAGAACGACCCUUACUUCAAAACCUUGAAUCACACCCGAUGGGAAACAUGUCCUGGCUGUAAUCAGUCCAAGUCGAAACUCAGCCAGCACAAGAAAUCUUGCAAAGAGUUUCUGGCCAAAAUGGCCCCUCAAGAGGGACUGAAUAGGACCAUGGCACCACGAGACGGUGGUUCAUCGGAGAAUUCUAGCUCGCCGUCCAAUUCCAAUGCCAAUCCGGGUAGUAAUGAAGCGAAUAAGGAUCGGACUCCUCCUGUUGGCAAUGAAAGUUGGGCCAAAUAUUGUUGCCCGGAGUGUGCUUACUCAACACAAUAUGGGUAUCAUCUCAGGCGCCACAUGAUGACCAUUCAUAAGCGUUCCAAACACGAUGCGUUCUGUCGGACGAUGGGCGUGGACGGAAGGAAGCCUUGCCCAAAGUGUUUCCAAGAGGUAACCAACCUCAUUGAACACAGAAAGCUCUGUCCGGCGUGGACAUCCAAAGCUCUUCCCGUCCUUCAAAUCCUGAAGAAUUCCAAUUUAGAAGAGUGCUUCCGACAAUACUUGGGGCAUACCCCGCUUUCCACAAGAUCGAAUUACGAAAGGCAUUUUCGGACCUUUUGCCAAUUUUAUGGCGAUCAAGUGCCAUGAGACGAUCUAAAGGACCUAUUCCUGACGGCGAAAGAUCCGUUAGGUAGAGCGUCAAUCCUUGACUCUCGUCGAGUCAAGAAAUUCCUUUCCCAAUGCAAGACUGGUACGGCACUCAAUGCUGCCAAGGCUCUGACCAAGUUCCUGGGGAUGUACGAGGAGUUUUUGAUCACUCUUUUACAUGAGAUUGACAACGAAGUGUUUCAAGAGGCUCGGCAGCAAAUUAAAGAAGUGAAGCGUAUCAUCACGGAAAUGAGGAGUGACGUGGUAGCGACCAAACGUGACCAGAUGCUCGCCAAUCUCUCCACCCAAACUGCAGGACCAAACCAAAAGGCGUUAGGCCGUAGACCCCAGGAAGUGCGCAAGUAUUGUCUCCAAUUCAUCCAAUCGCAACACGUCACUCAGAUGUGUGAUAGAGUCGUCAGUUCGAGUGGUCAAAAUGACUUGGACAAAUAUGCCAUCAACCCCACAUUUUUGAGAGACCUGACAAUGGGGCUGUUGGAGUUGACCACUGGAGGAUUACGCGGAGUGUCCAUCCGGAGUCUGACCUUGAAAGAAUACCAACGUCGUGAAGUGGUGUCCGAAGAGCCAUUUGAGGUUUCAAUGAAGUGCCACGCUCACCGGUUAGCCCGUCCUUAUGACAUUUCCGAAGUGAUCGUAAAAAGUCGAAUCGUAAUGGAGGUCUUGAGCCGUUACGUGGAGCAUUCGAGGCUCUUGAUUGGCGACCCCACCGUUCUGGCCAAACCCGGAAGUCCCUUAUUUCCCACCAUGAGGAACAGAAUUCCUUGUUCUACCAAGAUUGCGAUCGCUUGGGUAAGAAGAGUGAUGCUUAAGGAACUUCACAUCAAGGAUGACGCCGAUCCGGAACUCACCACAUUGAAUUCAUCAGCGAUUAGAAAAGCAUUUACGUCGAACUCUGCCGGAUUGGCUGAGUUUAAACAAAAGAUGGCCGCUGGACCCAUUUCAAAUUGUUAAUAAGCAUCUCGCAUGAUGGUCGAGCAAACAAAACGAUGAAAGCUCUCCCUGGUUCACGAUGAUCUCGAAGAUUCUGAGGAUUGCGAUGAUCCCGUCGAUUCGGAGGAUUUCAAUAAUCCGGAUGAGUCGUUUGUAUGUAGCUCUGAAAAUGAUCUUCAGAAAUAAUUCCGUGAUACCUCGAUGGAAUGACAUGUUGGAGCCCAUUUCCAUUCCAACAUGUUUUACUCUCGUCGACGACCGUUCAAAAAUGCCUUGUAUGAAAGCCCAUUUUCACUGCCAAACGAACCACCCUUUUCUCGCAGCCGUUGCACAGGUGGAAGUAAUCAAGGAUGAACUGCAAAAGAUUUCUCCUCUAUUUACGAGUACAUCUUCAAAAUGUUGGAGCCCAUUUCCAUUCCAAGAGUUUUUACUCUCCUCGACGACCGUUCAAAAAUGCCUUGUAUGAAAGGUCAUUUUCACUGCCAAACAAAACCCUUUUCUACUAACCGUUGCACAGGUGGAAUUAAUCACGUACCAACUGCAAAAUAUUUCUCCUCUAUUUACAUCCUUGACUUGUAUUCUCUUUUUGACGAAAUUCUUGGGACUGCCAAGUGAACAUCGUUACUCUCAAGUCAUCUUCUGGACAUGCAGAAAGGUUUCUUCCUUCUCUUGCACCGUACCGUGACCAAUUCAAAGUUCGAGAUGUCCCUAAUGCAACCUACGAGUAUGUUACUCCUAACUGUGUAGUUGAAUGAUCACCCGAUCUCUGGCCACUUAGAAUCCGGGUGAUCCGCUCGAGCAAGCACAUUUAAAGACAUGGUUUGUGAUGGAAACGUGUCCACAACUUCUGCAUCUUUUUAAGCUGAUUGUUACUAACGUUAUGACUCAAAUAUUUGUUUUGUUUUUUACGCACACCGAAAGCGAGUGGAAUUCCUCUGCGUUUGAUUUUUGCCAAAAGUCUUCACUAUUGCAUUGACAAUGAAUGUUAUGGGGCUCGAAAUGGUAUUUUUUUAUUUCAGACAGGCUCGAUGCAGCCGUGAUGAAGAAAACGUAUGCCUACUAGUACAAUCUUUGUUUGUCCAAAGUUGUAUCGUUUCCGUCUUUACCUAUGUUAAUAAAACACUCGUUCUCACUCUU